CGGACUCGACCAGCGCAACCUCACCGCUGCCACUCACCGCUCCCUGACAGGCCCAUGGAUGGAUGCGCCCACAAAGUCCCUGGAUUUGGGAACCCAUCAUCUGACAAGUCCGAGGCCGCCGGCCUAUCGUUUCACCAACCACGUCUUGUUGUCCAGCUGCGCCCUCGCACGCCGCGCAUCAACACGCAUUGCCGUGUGGUGCAGUUGCAGGGCUCGAUGGAGUCUGGGGCAGCGUGGGGGAGGGUUUUGUUUGGCGUGUCCAUGUUUUUCAUCCUUGCCGCCGCUGCCAAUUUUCACAAGCAACCGCCCCAACCGGCUUGCGGGGGGACACUUGACCUGCUGCUCUCAGUGUCCAACACCAUGACCCCUCCAUCCAGCAUCCAUUCAUCCGUCUGCGUCUGCGUCUGCGUCUGCGUCUGUCCAUCUGCAUCUUCAUACCACUUGGCUGUAUAUGCCUCUUCUAGCGUCGCCCUUCCCCGUCAGCCGCUGCAGCCCUGACCGGACAUUUUUUUGCCUUUGUGUUACCAAGCCGUCCAUGUACGUGUGUGCACUUACACAGUAUGUACUUAUUACCCCACGUAAGAGCAAACGCACAUGGGGCGGUACUUGAUACACCCGACUACAACCCCGGCUUCCUCGUUGCAGACAGCCACCCCGAGAUAACGCGCUGCAUUUAUUCCAAUGCCCUGGCAAUCCGCGACCAGCACCCCGGUGCCCCCAGUGCAACAUGACGUAAAGCCAAAGAUAAAACAUGAACCGUC
Messenger RNA from Bipolaris sorokiniana ND90Pr, 761 nucleotides. RefSeq lists its product as uncharacterized. The record is from RefSeq and is a predicted model, not a curated record. The coding region runs from base 55 to 498 and encodes 147 amino acids. Lineage: Eukaryota; Fungi; Ascomycota; Dothideomycetes; Pleosporales; Pleosporaceae. The transcript has a single exon.